Molecule: messenger RNA, 1104 nt
Organism: Rotaria sp. Silwood1
Lineage: Eukaryota; Metazoa; Rotifera; Eurotatoria; Philodinida; Philodinidae
Source: the annotation of a GenBank genome assembly
AUGGUUCUACUGAUUCUUACCGUGUUUUCCCUGUUUGCUUUAUUCUUUCCUUUGGUUUAUAACGAUGCAACUAUUGAUAUUCAUUAUCCGUCUCGUUUACUUUCUUAUUGGAUCCCUACUGAUAUUGCUAUAUCACCAAUCAAUCAGCAUAUAUUUAUUGCUGAUAUGUCGUUUAAUCGCAUAUUACAUUUGUCAUCGGAAGCUAUUUAUAUAUCAACACUUAUCUUACCUAUUGAGCAAUCGAAAUCUUAUUCUUCAGUUAAGUUGACGAUAGAUUUAGUUGGUUAUUUAUAUGUUGCAACUGGUGCUAAUGGUUCUUUUGCAACGAUAUACAUAUAUAGGACAACUAAUGAACAACUAAUUAAAAAUAUUUCUUUAGCUCUUUAUGUUCCCGUAGCAUUGACGAUUUCGCCUAUCAAUGGUGAUAUCUACGUAGCAACGACAGACAACGAAGAUACAUCUGUUUAUGUCUUAAAUAAAAAUGGCCAACAAGUUAAUAAAUUCAAUGCAUCAAAUUUCUUACCACCACUUAAUCAACCGACAGCAUUAACUAUAGACGAAACCGGUGAAAGAUUAUAUGUUGCUGACAGGAAUGAUGCAUCGACUGGCAGAAUAUUUCUCGUCAAUUCACAAACAGGCAAACAGUUACAAUCUUAUAUAAACAGUAAUAUAUAUCGACCAACAGCAGUAGUAGUUGAUGCCGAUCUAAAUGUAUAUGUUGCCGACAUGGCUACUAACUGUAUCGUUGCUUUAAUGCCAAAUGGCACAUUGAUACGUACAUAUACUAACAGUCUAUACAGUCCACAAGGUCUCACAUUUGCAGCUGAUGGUAAUUUACUUUUAUCUGAUACUCUGAAUACACGAUUAGUCUUAUUCGAUGUUAUAACAGCAAAGGUUUUACAAGUUUAUUCUAGUAAUGAUCCAGUACUAAUCGCACCUCGUUUAGUAGCACUUCAUAAUAGUGGAGAUAUUUAUGUUAAUAGCUUAACUGAUGAUAUAGCCUACAAUAUUUUAAAGAAGUUAACGAUUACGAACUCAUCUGCUAAUGUUACACAAAUUAUUAAUCCAACACCUCAUUUUGGUUUUCCAGUUGGUUUAACUUAG